AUGGAAUGUAAUCAUAUACAUCCCCUAUUGUAUCUCAAUGAAGGUAAAUCUACCGUGGUUUCAUUGAUCGAGCGAUUCUACGACCCGGCCACUGGUCGCAUUCUUCUCGGUGGUCAAGAUCUGCGAGAGAUUCCUUUGGAUGUACUUCGUGGAGAACUGAUCGGUUACAUCAGUCAAGAACCGCAAAUAUUCAAUACCACAAUUCGUGAAAAUAUCCGUUUCGGUCGAUUAAAUGCAACCGAUGCCGAGGUGGGUCGAUGGGUUCUGUUUGUUAAAAUCAUAUCUUUUUCUAAUGGAUGCUCUGCUCACAUUCCUUUGCUUUGA
This is a messenger RNA of Echinostoma caproni, 324 nucleotides long. NCBI's taxonomy places the organism in Eukaryota, Metazoa, Platyhelminthes, Trematoda, Plagiorchiida, Echinostomatidae. The record is from the annotation of a GenBank genome assembly.